Molecule: messenger RNA, 1101 nt
Organism: Musa acuminata AAA Group (dessert banana)
Lineage: Eukaryota; Viridiplantae; Streptophyta; Magnoliopsida; Zingiberales; Musaceae
Exons: 5
Coding region: 395-934 (179 amino acids)
Biological process (GO): regulation of root meristem growth
Molecular function (GO): growth factor activity
Source: RefSeq, a predicted model, not a curated record
UCUUAUCAUGGCAUAAAUUAGUACACCAAGAUCCUUGGGUUUGUUUGGUUGGCAAAACCACUGCUGCCAAAGCUUGAUUACCUGCGUCGAUGCAUGCAUGGCGGCAGACAGACACCAAACACCUGUGUCUUCCACCCUACUCGACUCUAAAGAUUCGAGCACCUCUGUCUUUUCUUCUCUGAUCACAAGAACAAGCUUUGAGUCCUUCCAAGUACACCAGUAAACGAGAUGAAUAAAAGCAAGAGGCCAUCUCAGAAGUGAAUGCAAUGGAGAUGUUGGAACCCUAUCUUUGACCUAUCAGUUAAGUAUAAUCCUUACUUAUAAAGCCUAACCUGUGAAUUGUUUUCUCCUCCCUUUCUGUUUGCAUGACAGAUAUUCUGGUCUGGAAAAAGUCAUGGUGCACUUGAGGUCUACAAGAAUUGCCAUUGUGCUUUUGCUGUCUCUGAUUGCUUUGGAGGACUAUGCUGCCCUUGCUCGAAGAGAUAUUGUAGCUUAUUGCAAGAGUCAUGAGGAACUUGGUGGCGAAACCACAACUAUUGUUGGUACCAGUAGAAAGAAAUGGCUCAGAGGAAGAAUGAUGGUGGUGGCGGAGGUGAAGGCAGCAAGAAGCACAGCAAACACAGGGAAUGCAAAGACCUCCUCGAGUGAAUCACUUGAAUCAUCAAUCACAGAGGAAACCAGCAUCAAUGUCACCCCCAACUGCAAAAAUGAAGCAAGUGAUUCACAGAGCAAACCCAAAGCAUUCGAGGCCUCAUCUGGCCAUGCAAGCUUGGGUUCCUCAGCAGGAUCAAAGCUUUCUGCUACCACUUGGCCACAUGAUUCAUUUCAGAGCACUCGGAAACAAAACCUCCGAGAGGCCACUACUGAAAUCUUCAAGAUGCUGAACAGGGACUACCAUAACAGGCCGCGCCGCCAUCCACCAGUACACAAUUAGAGCAUUUGGAUGUGAAAUGUUUGCUAGUUUUGCAUGGGAAAUCUUCAUAUCUGUCAUGCUUUUAGAUCAUAAUUUAAGCUGCUGUGUUAGUCUGUAAUGGCUUAGUUUACUGUUGCUUCAGUCUAUUAUAUGUUAAACCUUCACCGAAAUCUAAUUAUCCUAAAAUG